This is a messenger RNA of Colletotrichum abscissum, 375 nucleotides long. Its product is annotated as serine/threonine protein kinase. The record is from RefSeq and is a predicted model, not a curated record. The coding region runs from base 1 to 375 and encodes 124 amino acids. The transcript has 2 exons. Lineage: Eukaryota; Fungi; Ascomycota; Sordariomycetes; Glomerellales; Glomerellaceae.
AUGGCCCCAAGUUUGGACGAGUUGGUCAGUAAGGCUAUCCAGAAUAAGAAACCGGUCAGCAUAUAUGUCUUGACGAACGGACACUGGAAUCUCAAGAACCGAGACAAUUUCUGCGGUGUAGAUGGACCGAUCAAACGCUUGGUGACUCAUGUUCGACGGACAAACGAACAGCAGAAUUGGAUCGGCGUCCAGUUCAUCCGCUUCUUUGACGACAACGAAAAUCCUGAUGACAAGCUCGGGGAGACUCGGUUGAAAGCAUUGGAUGACGAUUUGAAGCAACAAACGGGAAUAGACAUCGUCGACACACGGAAUUUUGACGCAGAUGUGCGCAAAAUUUUACUUGGUUCAGUCGUACCAGAUGAGGAUAAUUCUUGA